GUUCCAGCCAGAAUACUCUACCGAUGAUGCCAAGCAGAUUCCAGAGGCGUUAGAGGAUUUGGAGAAGCAUAAAGAAGGGUUCUUCGCCGCGGUUUCCAAACUGGAAGAGCUCGACGACAGUGACACAAUGAUCGAAGCUUGCAUCAUGGAAAGGAUCGACAUCGAGGAACGCUGCCGCAAGCUGAAAUCUUUUCUUCGAGAGCAUCAACCGAAGGAAGAAGGUUCCCUUAACGAGACGACAGGUUUGGCAUCAUCUACGCUUGCGUUUGGUCGACCUCACGCGCCAAACCUACGCCUGCCAAAAAUUGAGCUGCCAACGUUCGAUGGAGACCACACAAAAUGGCUUUCGUUCCGUGAUCGGUUCAUAGCCAUGAUCGACGCAUCUGCUGAGCUACCGUCUAUCGCCAAACUGCAAUACUUGCUUUCUUCGCUCAAGGGGGAUGCAGCCUUACCCUUCGAACACACACCUCUAACGGCAGACAAUUAUUCAGUGACGUGGGCAGCACUUUUAAAACGGUACGAUAAUUCUCGUCUGCUAAUACGUGAGUAUUAUCGUAAAUUGCACUAUCUUCCCGGAGUGCAAUCGGUGUGCGUGGACAAGCUAACCCACUUGGUGGAUGAGUUCACCCGUUUCGUCAACGGACUGGUGAAGCUCAAGGAACCGGUUGAUUCAUGGGACACACCACUAUCGAACAUGCUGCUUAUGAAACUGGAUCGUGAAACGCUAUUGGCUUGGGAAAAACACUCCGUACACUUCACCAAGGAUGCAUACAAAGAUGUAAUUGCGUUCGUGCAAGAUCGAAUCCAGAUCCUCAAAUCGACCAACAAUUUUGUGAGUGAGCAGAGCGCUAGUGGAACUAAGGUGGCCGGCAUUCAUCGUCACGCAGUGCAACGGAGGUUCGUCGCAAAUGCAGCUGCAUCGUGCCCUACUCCUGCUGUUUCAUCUGGUUCGAUUCAGCAGCCCAAGUGUCCAUUAGAGUGCGCAGAAGCUCACCCAUUACGCAGCUGUCCAGUUUUUAUCGGCAAGGAGGUUCAGCACCGCCGGGACGUCGUCUCAUCGAAGCGGUUGUGCUGGAACUGUCUAAGCAGCACACAUCAAGUCAGAGCGUGCAAAUCUGACUAUUCGUGUCGUACGUGUCGUGAACGCCAUCACGCUCUCCUGCAUCACACGCCACCUAGAACGGUCACAAUGGCAGCACAUUCCGACGACGACAAAGUGUUUUUGGAAACAGCAAACGUCCAGGUCAAGGACGAUUACGGCAAUCUCUUCGAGGCAAGGGCCUUACUCGACUCCGGUUCCAUGUCGAAUUUCAUAUCCGAUGAAUUCGCUCGAAAAUUGUUGACCAGUCGCAACAAGGUUAACGUCGCUGUAUCGGGCAUUGGAAAUGCAGUACAGCAAGUGAAGGGUUCGAUCGUCGCAACGGUGCAGUCGAAAACUCAAUCCUUUGCUACGGAGAUGGCUUUUCUGGUGUUGGAAACGCUAUCAGCUCACAUUCCCACUUCACCUACGGACAUCUCAUCGUGGAAAAUGCCGGACGUGGCAUUAGCUGACACCAACUUUAAUUUGCCUGGGCAUAUCGACAUCGUCAUCGGAGGCGAUGCUUUCUGGGAGCUUCACACCGGUCGCAAGCGCUCUAUUGGCAGAGGCAAACCGUGGCUGGUGAAGACGCACUUCGGCUGGGUGGUAUCCGGCAACACACAGCACUCAUCAACUGGCCCGCGGGUGUGCCAUCUCGCAACACACGACAUCCCCUUGGAGGAAAUUAUGCAGCGCUUUUGGGAAAGCGAAACCAUAGCCGAGGAUCCUGUGCUAUCGGUCGAAGAGGAUGCCUGCGAAAAACACUACUCAUCGACAACCGUUCGCAAUUCAGCGGGAAGGUAUGUUGUUAGUUUCCCUUUUAAUCCUAAUCCAAAUGUCGUUUUAGGGGAAUCUAAAGCAACAGCCGAUCGUAGACUCCGUUGUAUGGAACGCCGUUUGAUGAAUAAUCCUACAAUGAGAGACGAAUAUGUAAAAUUCAUGCAGCAAUACGAACAUUUGGGUCACAUGAAGAGGCUUACUGGUCCGGUAGACGAUUCGACUCAACAUUAUUACCUUCCUCAUCAUGCCGUGGUAAAAGAGUCGAGCACAACAACGAAGGUUCGGGUUGUUUUUGACGCGUCGUGCAAGACGUCCAGUGGCUAUUCGUUGAAUGACAAGCUGUUGGUCGGUCCAGUCGUUCAGGACGAUCUUUUCUCCAUCAUUCUUCGGUUCCGUUUGCAUGCCAUCGCCCUGACUGCUGACGUGGAGAAAAUGUACCGUCAGAUUCUACAUCACCCUGACGAUAGAAACCUGCUACGUAUCCGAUACAGAGAGAGCCCUACAGACGAAAUAUCCACCUUCGAGCUACAAACAGUCACGUACGGUACAGCAUCUGCUCCAUUUUUGGCAACUAGAACUCUACGGCAGGUUGCUAUCGAUAACAGCGACACAUACCCACAAGCUAUAAACGCUGCGUUAAAUGAUUUUUAUGUGGAUGAUUUGUUAACGGGAUCAAACGACAUUAACGAAGCCAUCGAAAUGCGCACACAAAUUUCACAAAUGUUGGAAUCUGCAGGAUUCUCGCUAAAAAAAUGGGCAUCGAAUCGGUCAGAAGCACUAGUAAACAUUCCUGCCGAAGACAUAGCAAUCCAACCAACGCAUAAGUGGCAAGAAUCAAACCAUGUAUCCACACUUGGAAUCGUUUGGGAACCAACAGCAGACACGUUUCGGUUCCGUAUUGAUAUGCCUCCUAUCACAACAAUAAUUACCAAAAGGCUAGUUUUAUCCGAUAUUGCUAAAGUUUUCGACCCUCUCGGCUUGCUUGGUCCUACGAUCAUCAUUGCGAAAAUGUUUAUGCAACAACUAUGGGCGCUAAAGAAGGAUGGAAAGUCAUUUGACUGGGAUAGCGAGCUACCAUCGCCCCUACAACGUGAAUGGUUAAAAUUUCAUUCAACCUUGGAAUCACUCCGUGAUAUACGCAUUCCACGUUAUAUUUCCCAAUGCACAGCUACAAACGUGCAAAUACAUAUAUUCGCAGACGCUUCACAAUUAGCAUAUGGUGCUUGUUGCUAUAUUCGUGCUGAAAGCAUAAAGGGAGUCAGUGUUCGAUUGCUAACAGCCAAAUCAAAGGUGGUAGCUUUAUCUAAUUCACAUUCGAUCGCUCGAUUGGAAUUGUGUGCAGCACGAUUGGCAACAGUCCUUCAUCAGAAGGUGCAACAAUCACUAAAAAUUUCUGCUACUACUAUCUGCUGGACGGACUCUAUGACGGUACUACACUGGCUAAACUCUGCCCCCAAUCGAUGGAAACCAUUCGUAGCGAACAGGGUCGCUAAAAUACAACAGACACCUAACAUACAGUGCUGGAAACAUGUUCCUGGCAUCGAUAAUCCAGCUGACGAUAUUUCGCGCGGUCUGACGCCGGAAAAACUAUUAGUAUGUGAGCGCUGGUGGCACGGGCCACAUUGGUUAUCGCGAGGCAUGGAAGAAUGGCCACAAGAUCCACCAUCACUAAAUGAGUCAGGGAACGCGGAAGAGGAGAGGUUGGCAUCACGGAUUGCAACAACAUCAACAAUCUGCGAGUUUCGCAACGGAUUGUUUUCACGGUAUUCGGUUUACCACAAGUUUCAACGGGUUGUUGCAUAUUGCCUGCGCUUCAUUCAUAACAUAAAACACCGCCAGCAAACUAAACCAAAUGCUAAAUCCGUUCCACUACUCACGGUCGAUGAGCUCACACAGGCAGAACUGAAAUUGUGCUAUUUGUCACAAUUAGACUCGUUUUCCGAAGAAAGACAUUGUCUACAAAAAAGCAAAGAGAUCCCCAAACAGUCUAAACUGAAAUGGCUAUCACCGUUCAUCGAUAGUCAGGGUAUCCUACGCAUUGGUGGCCGGCUAAGCAACGCACAGCUGGCAGAUUCAACUAAGCAUCCCAUUAUAUUAUCUGCAAAGCAUCCAUUAUCAGCACUACUGGCAGUUUCACUGCAUCUAAAGAAGUUACACACCGGGCCUCAAAUGCUUCUUACAACGCUACGCCAACGAUUUUGGCUCAUAGGAGGUCGCAAUUUGUGCAAAUCGGUCUACCACAGUUGUCACUCUUGUUUUAAAGCUAAACCUACCUUCGUCAAACAAAGCAUCGCUGAUCUACCAACGUCCAGAGUCACUCCAACGAGGCCUUUUUCUGUAUGCGGUGUAGACUAUUGUGGACCAAUAUACCUAAAGGCAACCAUACGCAACAAGAGUCCAAUCAAAGCAUAUAUUGCGAUAUCUGUAUGCCUUUCUACAAGAGCCGUUCAUAUUGAACUCGUAGCCGAUCUCACCACCACAUCAUUUUUAAAUGCACUACGCCGUUUAGUUGCACGUCGCGGACAAAUUAGUGAGCUACACUCAGAUAAUGCCACUACAUUUAAGGGAGCAUCGCACGAGCUGAACCGCAUUUACAAAAUGCUCAAAUGCGAUGAGAACGAUCGUAGUACUAUUUUCAAUUGGUGCGCGACGAACGAAAUCCAAUGGAAAUUUAUCCCUCCACGGGCACCACACUUCGGAGGUUUAUGGGAGGCAGCGGUGAAGGCAGCUAAAAAACACAUAAUAAGAACCAUAGGAACGAAAAGCAUAACACAGGAGAAUAUGCUUACCCUGCUGGCACAAGUGGAACAGUGUUUGAAUUCUCGACCAUUAACUCCUUUAUCAGAUGAGCCUUCUGAUUUAGAACCGUUGACGCCGGGACACUUUCUCAUCGGCUCUAAUAUGCAAGCGGUACCAGACGUCGAUCACACCGGAACACCAAACAAUCGGUUGAAAGAGUACCAGUUGGCGCAGAAACACAUGCAAAACAUUUGGGCUAGAUGGUAUCCGGAGUAUCUGCAACAACUGCAAGCGCGAGCCAAACAUUGCAACGGGCAAUCGGUGUCACUGCAAGAAAACCAGCUUGUGAUCAUCAAGGAAGACAACAUGCAUCCUACCUCGUGGCCGAUGGGUCGCAUCGUUGCAGUUCACCCAGGCAAGGACGGAGUCGUUCGCGUGGUUACACUGCGCACAGCUGCCGGAAAACAAAUCGUACGCGCAGCUAAUCGUUUGGCAAUUCUACCAAACCCCGACGUACUCAGCAAUUUGGAGAAGAAAGGAGACACUGGCACUGAGUAA
Anopheles coluzzii is the source of this 5155-nucleotide messenger RNA. RefSeq lists its product as uncharacterized. Lineage: Eukaryota; Metazoa; Arthropoda; Insecta; Diptera; Culicidae. Gene Ontology annotation, molecular function: nucleic acid binding. Gene Ontology annotation, biological process: DNA integration. The record is from RefSeq and is a predicted model, not a curated record. The coding region runs from base 128 to 5155 and encodes 1675 amino acids. The transcript has a single exon.